Molecule: messenger RNA, 954 nt
Organism: Cokeromyces recurvatus
Lineage: Eukaryota; Fungi; Mucoromycota; Mucoromycetes; Mucorales; Mucoraceae
Exons: 2
Coding region: 1-954 (317 amino acids)
Source: RefSeq, a predicted model, not a curated record
AUGCCAUUAUUUAAUUUAAAGAAUGCUAAAAAGAAGCUUUCAUCAAGUUCACUUUCAUUAAGAAAGACACAAUCAACAGGAGAUAUUGAAGAGGAGAAUGUAUUUACGAAUGAUAUAAAAUCUUCAAAGUCAUCACCGACAACCACGACUACUACUACAACAGUUAAAAAACCUACUCAUAUAUCAUCCAUGACCACUAAAAGACCAACAACUGGAAUUUUACUUAAUUCUUCUUCUUCUACCACUACCACUACUGUUCCAUCAAGUUUAUUACUAACACCCGUAGUUGAACAACCUAAUGAGAGCGUAUCAUCAACAACAACAACAACAAAUGAUCUAUUGACAGCCAAAUUAAAGGAUAUUACUGCUUGUGAUAUGGAUUUAUUAUUAGCUUUAGAAACUCAAGCUCGUAUGGAUAUUCAAGAAGAAAAACAGCUUCUUCUUCAAAGGCGUCCAACAAGAUUAACCUUUGACAUUCCACCAACACCAUCCAUUACUACUACUACUACUAGGAUCGAUGAUCAAGGAGAGAAGAAGAAUAGAUCUGAUUCGCAGUCAUCUUCUUUACCUACCAUCACAAGUAGUGGCAAGGAAUUUAACUUGUCUCAUACUUUCUUUUCUAAAACAAAAUUAUCUCGUUGGAGUCGUGCUCUUCAUAAAGAAGAAGGUCAUACGACUACCGUGUUGGAGGAUUAUGCAGAUCCAGUGCCUGUCAUACAACAAUCUAUUUUAAUUGGUUCAAAAGUCAAAUUGAUUAAACGACCUCUACCCAUUAUUGGGACUGUUAAAUAUAUAGGAAAGGUCCAUUUUGAUUCAAGUCAAGAAGAUUGGUUAGGCAUUGAAUUAGAUACUAGAGUUGGUAAUACAGAUGGAAAAGUAGGUGAUACUCGUUAUUUUCAAACAAAAUCUAAUUGUGGUAUAUUCGUGAGGAAACAAGAUACAAUUAAGGUUUGA